UGGAUUUGUUUCAGGUCUUAGUUGGUAGUAAGUUAGUAAAAUGGCAAGAACGAAGCAGACAGCUCGUAAAUCUACUGGUGGCAAAGCUCCGCGUAAACAACUUGCCACGAAAGCAGCUCGUAAGAGCGCACCUGCUACCGGUGGGGUAAAGAAGCCUCACCGUUACAGACCCGGCACGGUAGCUCUGAGAGAGAUCCGUCGCUACCAGAAAUCUACUGAGCUGCUUAUUCGUAAGCUGCCUUUCCAGAGACUCGUGCGAGAAAUCGCCCAGGAUUUCAAGACAGAUCUCCGUUUCCAGAGCUCCGCUGUCAUGGCUUUACAAGAGGCCAGUGAGGCUUACUUGGUCGGCCUGUUUGAAGACACCAACCUGUGUGCCAUCCACGCCAAGAGAGUGACCAUAAUGCCCAAGGACAUCCAGCUGGCUCGUCGUAUUCGUGGAGAGCGCGCCUAAGGACACAAAUUAAAAGCAAUCUACGUUU
Messenger RNA from Polypterus senegalus (gray bichir), 479 nucleotides. RefSeq names its product histone H3. The transcript has a single exon. Gene Ontology annotation, cellular component: nucleosome. The record is from RefSeq and is a predicted model, not a curated record. Gene Ontology annotation, molecular function: structural constituent of chromatin; DNA binding; protein heterodimerization activity. The coding region runs from base 41 to 451 and encodes 136 amino acids. NCBI's taxonomy places the organism in Eukaryota, Metazoa, Chordata, Cladistia, Polypteriformes, Polypteridae.